Molecule: messenger RNA, 1344 nt
Organism: Capsella rubella
Lineage: Eukaryota; Viridiplantae; Streptophyta; Magnoliopsida; Brassicales; Brassicaceae
Product: mitogen-activated protein kinase kinase kinase 17
Exons: 1
Coding region: 81-1121 (346 amino acids)
Biological process (GO): protein phosphorylation
Molecular function (GO): protein kinase activity; ATP binding
Source: RefSeq, a predicted model, not a curated record
GAUGAAGAAAGUGUAAAGAAACUGUUUCAUAAUACUUUUUAUUAUUAUUAUUCUUUAGAUUUUUUGCUUUGAGCUCUAAAAUGGAGUGGAUUCGUAGAGAAACAAUUGGUCAUGGAAGCUUCUCCACCGUUAGUUUAGCAACUACUUCCGGAAGCUCUGCAACGUUGUUUCCGCCGUUGAUGGCUGUGAAAUCAUCGGGAGUUGUUUGCUCCGCCGCGUUGAGGAACGAGAGAGACGUUUUAGAUUACCUCGGCGAUUGCUCUGAGAUCGUGAGGUGUUUUGGAGAAGGGAGGACGGUGGAGAACGGGGAAGAGAUUUACAAUCUGUUUCUCGAGUAUGCUUCCGGCGGUAAUCUGGCCGACCGGGUUAAAAAUUCCGGUGAAGCUUUGCCGGAGUUUGAAGUGAGGAGGUUCACGAGAUCGAUUGUGAAAGGGUUGUGUCAUAUUCACAAGAAUGGUUUCUCUCAUUGUGAUUUAAAGCUUGAGAAUGUGUUGGUUUUUGGCGAUGGUGACGUCAAGAUUUCUGAUUUCGGGUUGGCUAAACGGAGGAGUGGCGAGGUUGGCGUUGAGAUUAGAGGGACGCCGUUGUACAUGGCACCGGAGUGUGUGAACCACGGCGAGUUUGAGUCUCCGGCGGAUAUAUGGGCUUUGGGAUGCUCUGUUGUUGAGAUGUCCAGUGGCAAAACGGCGUGGUGUUUGGAAGAAGGAGAUAUGAUGAGUAAUGUCAUGUCUUUGAUGGUACGUAUUGGUUCCGGUGAGGAGGUUCCGAGGAUACCGGUGGAAUUGUCGGAGGAAGGUAAAGAUUUCGUGAGCAAGUGUUUUGUAAAAGACGCGGCUGAGAGAUGGACGGCUCAGAUGCUUUUGGAUCAUCCGUUCGUAGCCGUUGAUGAUGAUGGUGAGGAGAGUGGGUCUUUGAGUUUGAGGUGUGGCGAAGAAGAAGAAAAAGCUUCGGUUUCACCGAGAAACCCUUUUGAUUUUCCCGGUUGGAAUUCGGUUCAAUCUCCGGUUAACGAGACGGUUACGUUCAGGUCAUUGGUAAGUUCGCCGGAGGAGAGGAUCAGUGGUUUGGUCAGUGAGAUGCCUGAUUGGUCGGUGUCGUGUGAUUGGGUCAACGUGAGGUGAAGAAUGGAGUUAGUUUUAUUUUUUCUUUGUUGUGGAGAAAGGACCAAGUCAUUUCUGUUGUACGAGAUUAUUAUGGGGUCUCGUUUUUUUAAAAUGUUUGACGGUCAUGAUUUAUAAUCCUUUUUUUCUUUUUUUGUUUAAUUUAGCUCGUUGACUCAUGUAAAUACAUUUGAAAUUAGAGAAGAUUCUUGGAUGAUGAAACUGAGAGUUUUUUUGUGCGCCA